Messenger RNA from Gossypium raimondii (Peruvian cotton), 2912 nucleotides. Its product is annotated as two-component response regulator ARR2. The coding region runs from base 280 to 2298 and encodes 672 amino acids. Gene Ontology annotation, molecular function: DNA-binding transcription factor activity; DNA binding. Gene Ontology annotation, biological process: cytokinin-activated signaling pathway; phosphorelay signal transduction system. Lineage: Eukaryota; Viridiplantae; Streptophyta; Magnoliopsida; Malvales; Malvaceae. The record is from RefSeq and is a predicted model, not a curated record. The transcript is spliced from 7 exons.
AAAAAAAACGCAGAGAAACUUAAAGAUGAGAGACAUGCAAAUCUCUUCAACUCCAAUCUCACAAAAAAAAAUUAUCUUCUAAAUAAUCCAAAAUCUCUCUUUUGGUUCAAAAAUUUUUAAGCUUUUAUAAACUUUGGGGUUCUUUGAAUUUAUAUUUUCAACUAUGUUGUAUAUCAUCAAUCUACUCAGUUCAAGUUUAAGCAUGUGAAAAAAAAAAGAAAAAGCUAGAAUCUUUAUGCAAAAUUAUUUUUUUCCUGGUUUGUUUUUGGAUCAGUCAAAAUGAAUUCAAGUAGUGGGAAAUCAUAUAUGUCAACUGCUAGUUCGAGUGUUCUUUGGAAAGCUGGUGGAGAUGUAGUUGCUGAUCAGUUCCCUGCUGGUUUACGAGUUCUUCUUGUUGAUGAUGAUCCGACUUGUCUUAUGAUCUUAGAAAAGAUGUUAAAAGCUUGUCAAUAUAAUGUUACUAAAUGUAAUCGAGCCGAGACCGCAUUAUCGAUGCUAAGAGAGAACAGAAAUGGGUUCGAUAUCGUCAUCAGCGACGUUCAUAUGCCAGAUAUGGAUGGAUUUAAACUUCUUGAACAUAUUGGAUUAGAGAUGGAUCUGCCUGUUAUCAUGAUGUCUGCGGAUGAUGGAAAAAAUGUUGUUAUGAAAGGUGUUACGCAUGGUGCCUGUGAUUACCUGAUCAAACCAGUUCGUAUCGAGGCGUUGAAGAACAUAUGGCAGCACGUGGUUCGGAAGAGGAAGAAUGAGUGGAAGGACUUUGAGCAAUCGGGAAGUGUGGAAGAAGGAGAUCGGCAACCAAAACAAUCUGAAGAUGCAGAUUACUCAUCCUCAGCUAAUGAAGGGAAUUGGAAAAGCUCAAAACGGAGGAAGGACGAUGAAGAUGAAAAUGAUGAGAGGGAUGAUACAUCAACGCUAAAGAAGCCGAGGGUUGUUUGGUCUGUUGAACUCCAUCAACAGUUUGUUGCAGCAGUUAAUCAACUAGGCAUCGAAAAGGCUGUCCCGAAGAAAAUUUUGGAGUUGAUGAACGUUCCCGGACUUACUAGAGAAAAUGUUGCCAGCCACCUUCAGAAAUAUCGCUUGUAUCUUAGAAGGUUGAGUGGGGUAUCGCAACACCCGAGUAAUCUGAAUAAUUCUUUUAUGAAUCCCCAAGAUGCAACUUUUGGGCCACUCGAUCUUCAAGCUCUUGCUGCCACUGGUCAACUUCCCGCACAAAGUCUUGCCACGCUCCAAGCAGCAGGGCUUGGUCGGUCAACUGCUAAAUCAGGCAUACCUAUGCCCCUCAUUGAUCAAAGAAACAUUUUUAGCUUCGAAAACCCAAAGUUAAGAUUUGGAGAAGCGCAGCAACAACAUGUGAACAAUAAUAAGCAAACGAAUUUACUUCAUGGAAUUCCAACAACUAUGGAGCCAAAACAGCUUGCCGGCUUGCACCACACGGCGCAAUCAAUGGGAAACAUGAAUAUGCCGGUCCUUUCCCACGGUUCACAAAGUAGCCAAAAUAAUCCGUUAUUGAUGCAGAUGGCUCAGCCACAGGCUAGAGGACAAAUGCUCAAUGAUUCCACUGUCGGUCUUGCUCCAAGGCUUCUUUCACCAAGGGGGCAGUCCAUGUUAUCCAAUGGAAUGGCUACGAAUGUCUCUACAAGAAAUGGGGUUCCGGAAAAUAUCCGAGCCCCUAGUUAUAAUCCAGUUUCUCAGACGUCUUCGAUGUUUAACUUCCCCAUGAAUCACACUUCAGAACUACCUGGUAACAGUUUCCCUCUUGUAAGUACACCAGGGAUUUCUAGUCUCGCACCCAAAGUGGCUUUUCAGGAAGACGUUAACUCAGAAAUCAAAGGAUCAGUGGGUUUUAUGCCAAGUUACGAUAUAUUUAAUGACUUGAAUCAGCAUAAACCCCAAAACUGGGAACUACAGAACGUAGGCAUGAUGUUCAAUUCCUCUCGGCCUUCGAACUCUCUUCAAGGUAACCUUGAUCACACACAAUCGAUUUUAGUUCAACAAGGAUUCUUGUCCGGACAGAACAGGAAUUCAACCGUCAUAAGUAAGGCAAUGUUCUCAGCCGGAGAUAGUACUGGCCAUGUGAACGCUCAAAACAGUAAUCAACAUCUCAACUCCCUUCUUGACAAUACAGUAAGGGUCAAAUUCGAGAGAGUUGCUGAUGCGGCCCCUGCCAAUCUAUACCCUGAUCACUUCGGACAAGAGGAUCUCAUGAGUGCUCUUUUGAAACAGCAAGACAUCAUCGCACCGGCUGAAAACAACGAUUUCGAUUUCGAUGGAUAUUCCAUCGAUAAUAUUCCAGUUUAACAGGACCGGCUAAACAGUCUUGUUGAUAGAAAGGAGAGGACAGGGAAAGAAAGUGUCGGUUCAGUUUUGACAGAUGAAGAGAGAAAGAGGAUACUCUAAGGUUAUUGUUAUGCCAUGAUGGUCCCAACGGGAGAGUGCAACACGGAUCACCUCCAAAGUGAUUUUUUGAGGGAUUGCGAAGGGUCAUCUGCUAUCUACAAAUUAUGUAACAACUUGUCACGUGUCGUGCUCUAGAAAAGAUAUAACAACUUUUAUUAUUUUAUUCAUUGGAAAACAUCUAAAAACAUAAAAGGAAACAUGUGGUAUCGUUUUUUAAGAGGCAAGAUUAGAAAGUAUAAGAUGAACCCACAGUUUUAAAGGCUUUUUCAAUCCCAUCAUCAUCCAUGGUCACAAAGCUAUCCGUAAAAUGGGUUCCUUGCAGGCUUUGUUUUGUUUUCUUCCCUUCUACACCUGUCCCCUCUACUACUUCAGUUUCUUUAUAUCACCCACAUCUAGAGGUGUUCAUCGUGAUCAUCCACAUGACCCAUCUCAUUUUGGAUUGAAUUUGGAUUUAUAUUUUUUAAUGUGUGUUGAUUUAAUUCGAGUCAUUUUAUUGUUUAUAAACAGUAAAAUAA